AUGUGCGGGCGAUACGCCCUUGCCUUGCGUCCUGGCGAUGUUCGCCGCCAAUUCGAGCAGAUGAACCUCCAUAUGUCAAUUGACGGCAUGCCAGAAGAUGAUGAGGUCCGACAAAGCUACAAUUUUCCUCCAGGGAGCUUUGGCAUUGUGCUCAGAGCCGAUGUGCCCGAUCGCGGAGCCGGGAAAACGGAUGACGAUGGCGAGAAGGAUGGUUCUGGCGGAGACGCGACGGAUGAGACUCCCAAAACAGAUGAUGGAGGCAAGGCUACGAGCCAAAGUAACGAGGACACUCAGAAAGAGACGCGAUAUCGCAUUCAAGCCAUGAAGUGGGGUUUGAUACCAUUCUGGACGAAGCGGAGCCCCGACUACAGCUCGAUGUUGCGUACAAUCAAUUGCAGGGACGAUUCAUUGAUCGAAAACCGAGGCAUGUGGACGUCGAUGAAGAUGAAAAAGCGAUGUAUCAUCGUGUGCGAUGGGUUCUAUGAGUGGUUGAAGAAGAAUAACGGGAAGGACCGCAUUCCGCACUACACGAAGCGGAAGGAUGGCAAGAUGAUGUGUUUUGCUGGGCUAUGGGAUUGUGUCAAAUAUGAGGGUUCCGACGAGAAGCUCUACACGUAUACCGUCAUCACGACCGACUCCAACAAGCAGCUUAAGUUUCUUCAUGACCGAAUGCCUGUCAUGCUCGAGAAUGGCUCUGAGGAUAUAGUCAAAUGGCUUAGCCCCGAACGGACCACGUGGACCAAAGAGCUUCAAUCACUCCUAAAGCCAUAUGAAGGCGAGCUCGACUGCUACCCUGUGAGCAAGGAUGUUGGGAAAGUGGGCAACAACUCGCCUUCCUUUAUUGUUCCCAUUGAUAGCAAGGAAAACAAGAGCAAUAUAGCCAACUUCUUCGGCAACCAGAAGAAAUUGGCCGAAAAGCAGGAAGCUGCUAAGAAUCAGAAUGAGGAUGAAGGUACCGAUGCACUGAAAAGGGAGGAGGGCCAAAGCCGGGACGACCGUCCAACCUUACUCGACAAAGUGACGGCAGAUUCUAACGUGCUGGCGACUGAACCUUCUUCAUCACAGCCUCCAGCCGGCAUCAAGCGUGAGCAUGAGCUGUUCGAUGGCGAAGAACGGGAACCGAAGGCUCCCAAGUUGAUGUUCAGCCCAUCAAAACAAUCCAAACCUACUGUAGGACUACAGAGCAGACGUAAGAUGCAUAGCGCCACAAACAAUGGGUCUAUCAAGCCAAAGAGCAGUCCGAAGAAAGCAGAAGGUAGCCAGAAGAUCACCGCUUUCUUCAAGAAGUGA
Messenger RNA from Eremomyces bilateralis CBS 781.70, 1290 nucleotides. RefSeq names its product DUF159-domain-containing protein. Gene Ontology annotation, molecular function: single-stranded DNA binding. NCBI's taxonomy places the organism in Eukaryota, Fungi, Ascomycota, Dothideomycetes, Eremomycetales, Eremomycetaceae. The record is from RefSeq and is a predicted model, not a curated record. Bases 1 to 1290 code for a protein of 429 amino acids. The transcript has 3 exons. Gene Ontology annotation, biological process: DNA damage response.